Molecule: messenger RNA, 735 nt
Organism: Beta vulgaris subsp. vulgaris (sugar beet)
Lineage: Eukaryota; Viridiplantae; Streptophyta; Magnoliopsida; Caryophyllales; Amaranthaceae
Exons: 2
Coding region: 111-500 (129 amino acids)
Cellular component (GO): chloroplast thylakoid membrane
Source: RefSeq, a predicted model, not a curated record
UAAACCUACCUCUCUACUCCGUCCUUUAUAAUUUUCUUAACAUCUUCAUCGUCACUAAACUCACUACAUUAUCCAAAACCGAUCGACAAUCACUAAAACUAGGAAAACUAAUGGCAUCCGUGGCUCCCUUUAAGUCUCAAUUUCUAAGUAAUCCAUUGAACCAACCUCAAAUUGCAGUAGUCAAAAACUUCUAUCCUAGUUUUUCCUUAGUGCGAGCACCUGGACUUCACCAUAAGAGGUUUUCGGUGAAGGCGGCAGCGGGGGAGUUAUCAUCUGAUAGCACAACCUAUUUGAUUGCUGGGGCAGCCGCUGUGGCUCUCGUUGGUACUGCGUUUCCCAUCCUCUUUUCUCGCAAGGAUACGUGCCCGGAAUGCGAUGGCGCUGGCUUUGUAAGGAAAGCAGGAAAAACAUUGAGGGCAAAUGCGGCUCGGAAGGAUCAAAAUCAGAUCGUCUGCGCUAACUGCAAUGGCCUUGGCAAGCUCAACCAAGUUGAUAAAUAAUUAAUUAAUACUCCUACAGGCCUUUAGUAAUAUCAUACUUUAUAUGCUUUACAUUUUUGUUUUUCAAUAUACUUGCAGUAAUUCCAUUUCCAUCUUUAGAAUCACGUACAACACAGGGAUUCUUUAUAGUCGUAGUCUUAUUUUAAUCAAUCUCGAUUGAUUAAAUACGUCUACUAUUUUGUAACACUGAUCGAGUUAAGUUAGACGCUUAUGGAAUGUCAAUGAGUUUGAUUUA